Molecule: messenger RNA, 288 nt
Organism: Macrosiphum euphorbiae (potato aphid)
Lineage: Eukaryota; Metazoa; Arthropoda; Insecta; Hemiptera; Aphididae
Source: the annotation of a GenBank genome assembly
AUGAACAGACUCCGCAUCGGCCACAUCCGUCUCACACGCGGACAGGUAUUUGUUGGCAAAAAAGAGAAACCAAAGCGCGAUUCUUGUGGAACUGCAGAACCCUCAGACAACCACACAAUCACUGAAUGCAUCCAAAACGCUGCAGACGAACUCAACAGCACUCGACAUACCAAACUCGAACCUGACGUGGACACUACCACGCAAAAUUUAAAGUUCUUAUCGAUUAUAAACUUGAUCUCAACUCAAAUCGAUACUAAUGCUGUUCGUUUCGUUCUAUACAUAAUAUAA